GAAACCUUAUGAAAAUUUAUAUUUAUAUUGUGAUGGAAUUAAGAAAAUACAUGGUACAAGUGAUUAUGAUCGAUAUCCUUAUGGUCAAUGUUAA
Adineta steineri is the source of this 94-nucleotide messenger RNA. The record is from the annotation of a GenBank genome assembly. Lineage: Eukaryota; Metazoa; Rotifera; Eurotatoria; Adinetida; Adinetidae.